AGUUGGUAGUCUACGCUGGUAAAGUGAGACCAGAAGGGGAGGCUUCCCGAACGGAUAAAGCCAACGAAGCAGACAAUAAUUGCGUUUAUUCUCUGGAGCUGAAGAAAGCCUCAGUCGUCUCUCUCUCCUUCUCCCCAACCUUUUCGCAGGCAGCAUGGAUAUGAAGGUUUGCUUAGUUCUUGUCAUACUAGGUGCUAGCUGGUGCUGUAGUGCCAGAGAUUUGGCGAGCUCUGUCCCUAGUACAGAAACUGUAGAUAUUCCAGAGAGACAAGAAGUUCAAGCUGUAAAAGUAGCCAAGGGAAAUGAUAUAGUUUGCACCAUGUGCGAAGAAUUUACAAAUCAGGCACUCAAUUACCUUAAUAAUAACAAGACUCAAGAAGAGAUUAUUGGUCUCCUUCUUAAGUCUUGCGCUAAGCUGCGUGUCUACAAGCAGCAGUGCGUCACAUUGGUGAAUUAUUAUGGCCCUCUUUUCUUCUUAGAGCUCUCAUCAAUAAAGCCUCAACAAUUCUGUCAAGAAGUUGCCCUAUGUCAAAAAGUUGCUUUCAUUUCUCAGCAAGUUUCUAACAAUACCUGCAAUUUAUGCCAUUAUGCUGUAUCCGAGGUGUUAAUGAAGUUGAAAGAUCCCGACACUCAGUUAGAGGUACUCGAGCUGCUCCUGAAGGCAUGUGAUUCAGCCAAGAACUACGCCCAAAAGUGUAAGAAACUGGUUUUCGAAUAUGCUCCCGUCAUCCUCAUCAACGCCGAGCAGUUCCUAGAAGCAACCGAUGUGUGCACCAUUCUUCACGCAUGUGAUUCCCCUGCAGCCGUAGUAGAACAGGCGUUGCCAGUGACAGAUGCUUUGAUGCAUUCUGCAUCUUAGAAAACCAAAGCUUCCCCAUACCCCCUUAGCGGCCACGACUGUGAACUAUUGUUUGCUUCUUCGCCUACUCGUGUGGUGUAUACACGCGAAGAAGAUUCAUAUUAUGUGUGUAAAGUGUUCAUACCAGUACUCUCUGUGUACAAUACGAUAAUCUUUCUUAUGAAGAUUCACAAUAUUUCUUGGACAUUA
Messenger RNA from Ipomoea triloba (trilobed morning glory), 1048 nucleotides. RefSeq names its product prosaposin-like. The record is from RefSeq and is a predicted model, not a curated record. Lineage: Eukaryota; Viridiplantae; Streptophyta; Magnoliopsida; Solanales; Convolvulaceae. Gene Ontology annotation, biological process: sphingolipid metabolic process. The coding region runs from base 155 to 859 and encodes 234 amino acids. Gene Ontology annotation, cellular component: lysosome. The transcript has 6 exons.